Messenger RNA from Vombatus ursinus (common wombat), 6526 nucleotides. It is a transcript of the gene SCNN1B, whose product is annotated as sodium channel epithelial 1 beta subunit. Gene Ontology annotation, cellular component: membrane. The record is from RefSeq and is a predicted model, not a curated record. Gene Ontology annotation, biological process: sodium ion transmembrane transport. Bases 83 to 2023 code for a protein of 646 amino acids. The transcript is spliced from 13 exons. NCBI's taxonomy places the organism in Eukaryota, Metazoa, Chordata, Mammalia, Diprotodontia, Vombatidae. Gene Ontology annotation, molecular function: ligand-gated sodium channel activity.
CCCCCGCCCAGGCGCAUCUUCUCCAGAACCGCCGCCGCCGCCGCCGCCGCAGCCGCACAGGUCCCAUGAAGAAGCACCAAACAUGAAUAUGAAAAAAUACCUGGUGAAAUGCUUGCACCGCCUGCAGAAAGGGCCAGGCUACACCUACAAGGAGCUUCUGGUAUGGUACUGUGACAACACCAAUACCCACGGACCCAAGCGCAUCAUCUGCGAGGGGCCCAAGAAGCAGGUCAUGUGGUUUGUCCUCACCCUGCUGUUUGCCUCCCUGGUCUUCUGGCAAUGGAGCGUCUUCAUCCAGACUUACCUCAAGUGGGAGGUCAGUGUGACCCUCUCCAUCGGCUUCAAAACUAUGGAAUUCCCAGCAGUCACGAUCUGCAACGCCAGCCCCUUCCGGUAUUCUAAGGUAAAGCAUCUUCUGAAGGAACUGGAUGACCUGAUGGAGGCCGCUCUAAAGACUAUUCUAACACUCGACUCUGGUCCUGGUGAUGUUAAUUACAUGGAAGGCCUGAACCUGACCAUAUGGAACCACACACCCCUGGUCAUAAUUGAUAACCGAGACCCCUACCACUCUGUCAUCGUGGACCUUUUUACCUUUGGCCGUAAUAAUUCUGAGGCAAGCUCCCCAUCUCCACAUGGGAGCUGCAAUGCCCAGAAGUGCAAAAUCGCCAUGAGGCUGUGCAGUCAAAAUGGCGAAGUGUGCACCUAUUGGAACUUCACCAGUGCUGCCCAGGCAAUGAAAGAAUGGUACAUCCUACAGUCCACCAGCAUCCUCUCUCAGGUGCCCCCGGAAGAGAGGAUCCAGAUGGGCUACUCAGCAGACCAGAUGAUCCUGGCCUGCCUAUUUGGGGCAGAACCCUGCAAUCACAGGAACUUCACUGCAAUAUUUCAUCCUGACUAUGGCAACUGCUAUGUCUUCAAUUGGGGCGUGAAUGAAAAAGCUCUACUCUCCUCCAACCCUGGAACUGAAUUCGGCCUGAAAUUAAUCUUAGACAUUGACCAGAAGGAUUACGUCCACUAUCUCACCUCCACAGCUGGGGUAAGACUGAUGCUCCAUGAGCAAAAGUCCUACCCUUUUCUCAAAGAUGCGGGUAUCUACGCCAUGCCUGGAACGGAGACUUCCAUUGGCGUGCUGGUGGAUAAACUGGAGCGGAUGGGUGAGCCCUAUAGCCAUUGCACCAUCAAUGGAUCCGAUGUUCAGAUCCCCAACCUCUACAGUGAGUUUAACACAUCCUACUCAAUACAGGCCUGCCUUCGAUCCUGCUUCCAAGAACACAUGAUUCAGAACUGCAACUGUGGUCACUACCUAUACCCGCUUCCUGAAGGGAAGAAAUACUGCAAUAACCAAGACUUUCCUGACUGGGCAUACUGCUACUCGGCCCUCCGCAUGAGUGUGCUCCAGAGAGAAAACUGCAUCAGCCUGUGUAAGGAGUCCUGCAAUGAUACACAGUACAAGAUGACUAUCUCCAUGGCUGACUGGCCAUCUGAGGCCUCUGAGGACUGGAUUUUCCAUGUGUUGUCUUACGAACGUGAUAAAACCACCAACCUGACCAUAGACAGGAAAGGAAUUGUCAAGCUCAAUAUUUACUUCCAAGAAUUCAACUUCCGGACUUUCGCUGAGUCAGCAGCAAACAAUGUGGUAUGGUUACUCUCCAAUCUGGGUGGCCAGUUUGGGUUCUGGAUGGGCGGCUCAGUACUGUGCAUCAUCGAGUUUGGGGAGAUCAUCAUUGACUGUAUAUGGAUUACCAUCAUCAAGCUGGUGGCCUGGGCCAAGGGUCUGAAGCAGCGGCGGGCCCAAGCCCGCUAUGAGGGUCCACCACCCACAGUGGCGGAGCUAGUGGAGGCCCACACCAACUUUGGCUUCCAGCACGACACCGAAAAUAACAGCAACCCUCCUCCUGUACCCGAGGACUACCCAGAUGACCAGAACCUGCCCAUCCCCGGCACUCCACCUCCCAACUAUGAUUCCCUGCGCCUACAGCCCCUUGAUGUCAUUGAGUCAGAUAGUGAAGGGGAUGCCAUCUAAUCUCUUGGCUUUAUCUUGCAAUAUCCUGUGGAUAGUGGGUGAGGCCAUAGUAAUGGAAAAAGAAGAAAACAAUUUCACAUGUUCCACUUGGCACUUUUUCACUCUGCUUACAGUCUUCCCUCUGGCUAGACAGAAGACCAGGCCCAUGGUCAUUCCCUGAAUGUCUUUACCCUGCUGCACAGCCUAGAAUUCACCAGCUCUCUAUUCAUUCACUGCCUUCUUCCUUUGUUCCAUUUCACUGGUCCCCAAACUAGGCUGAAAUCCAUGCUGAUCUGAGGGAAUGUGAGAGAGUGAUCAUUUUAUAGAAGCCUCCUGACCUCUAGAGGAAUAGCACCUGGCUCUGAGGAGUCAAGGAAUUGAUGGGAUCAUAGAUUUAGAACUAGAAGCAUCUUUAAAGGCCAUCUAGUCCAACCAUCUCAUUUUACAGAUGAGGAAACUGAGACCUUGGGAAGUUAAGUAAUGCCUGAGGCCAUAAAAGUAGUAAAUGGCUUGGCUAGAAUUUGGAGUCGGGUCCUCCUGACUCCUAAUCCAUUGUUCUUUCUAUGACAUCAUCACAAUCAGACUUCCGACCCUGACAUUCCAUGUGAGCUCAGAUCUGGAGAAGAGCAAAGUAAUCUAGACCCUAAUCCUAUGCUUUAGCAUAACCUCAGUGUCCUGCCCUGUCAAACAGCCCUGGCCAGUGAGCCAUCCUGUCAUGAAAGACUCAUCCCUAGAUUAGAAGUACCCAGGCCAGGACCUAGAAGGCCCUGUGGGAAGACACUCAUUCAUUCCCUAUUCUCUGAAGCCCUUUUCUACCUGCCAGGCUGUUAUGUACCCCCAAUAGGAGGCAGGACCUCUAUUCCUAUUCAGUAACUGAAAGGAGAAGAUAGUUGAGUUAUCCCAUCACCUUCUGUGUGCUGUACCUCAUCUGAGCACUUCUACCCAGGUUCCCAGAAUCAGUUUUCUCUCCCACAUCCAGUCACCUGUCAGUCUAGAGUCUGUGUACUAUAAGAUCAGUGUACUAUAUUGUGACAACUUGCUUAUUCAGAAUAAGAGUGAUGAUUUUUUUCUGUUUCUAAAGUGACUGGUAGCUAUGCAUUGGUUUAGUGAGUGUGUACGUGAGCUGUCAAGGGCCCUGAUUUGGAGAACUUGGCGUGAGUGAAAACCCAGGGCUUGCAAGAACAGUUGAGUUUGUGCUUAGCAGAGCUAAGGACAUUUCUUAGUUUCUGUCUCUAUUUCUCUUUAUCUCUCUCACUCUACCAAUGCAGCUUAGCACCUACUGUGCAGUUUAGAAUCUUAGAGUUGCCUGGAGCAAUGGGAAGGUUGGGUGACAUCAGGGGUAGGGUCAUUAGCAGGACUUGAACUUGUUUUUUGUGGAGGCAAUUGGAGUUAAGUCACACAGCUAGCAAGGGUCUGAGGUCAGUUUGAACUCAAGUCCUCCUAAUUCCAAGGCUGAUGGUCUAUCCAUUGAGCCACCUAGCUGCCCAAUUAAAGCUAACUUUCAAUCUACACCACAGUACCUUUCUCUCUUUUCUAAUGGGUGGGUGAAACACACACACACACACAAUAACUAAUACUUUGUCCUGUGCCCUAGCCAAUGUUCAUUGACAGUCCACUCCCAAAAGGAUUUUCCAGAACAGUACCUAAGACUGAGAAUGCUAAGGUACUUCCUGGACUGCUUCAUCCAUACAGCUCCCUGAAGGCCAAAACUGUUCAGCAAGGGGCACAGGGAUUCUUAAGUGCUAUAAAGUUCCCUUCAUGAGGCUUACAAUUCUACGAUUCAGGGAUCGCCCCUGGGGGAAAAAUAUUGUCCCAAGAAAUCUUUUAGGGCCAAUAACCUGACCCUUUGUAACCUGACCCUCUCACUCCUCACAUUUCCCUAAUAGCUCCCAGGGCAGGAAGAAAAGUGACUUAAGCUUCAGCCUUCCUGAUUGGGCUCCAUUUUAUAGCGUUUGCUUUCCUGCCGGUAUAUACCAGUUAAUCUCUCCUGGAAACAAACACACAUCUCCCAUAAAGUGCCUGGCUAGAGGGGUGCGCCCGUACUUCCCUGUCCCCUCCAUCAUCACUGAUACAAACACCAGCUGGCAUGACCCAAAUACAUCGCUUGAAGGUGAGCAAUAAAGGACAGCUCCAGGUAGAAAGGGCCAACUGGGAGCUACUCUUCCCUGUUGGGCAGUAUGGUCCAGAACAUGCCACCUAGGCCCUGCUCUCCUCCCAACAUCACAGGCUAGUUGAUCUCCAAUUAUCCAUCUGUGGUCAGAACUACCUUGCCCUUUCCCCAGAGGUCUAACUAAGGGAGGGGCCACAUCAGAGCUUAGUCCUAGGGCAGAAAAUUAAAAGGAUGUGGCAGCACUUAUCCCAAGGUGUACUUCUCCCCCUUUCCUCAAUCAGCAGAAAGCUUAUGCCAGGGUCUUCUUCCUCCCCCAUGACAGAAACCUCUUAGAGUUUCAGGGAGCACAUAUUUCCCUAGCAGCUUUAUGCCUAGCCCACAUCACAUUGCCAGUAGCAACACUGUCCAUUUCCCCCCUCUUAACAGAAGCCAGUACUUAAAUAAUUUAAGAAACUCUGGUGUCUCCAGUACAGGCUUCCUUCCCCAACCUCCAGCUUGAAUCCCAAGUGAGCUUUCCCAACCUCUUGCCCCAGGCACAGAAAUUGCUAGUUAGAGCUCUGCUUUUCCCUUCUUCCCACCCAGCCUCAGAGUUGAGGAGGCUUUAGUGAGGGGAGGUGAUAAUAAAAAGUACUUUGCACACACAUACACAUACACACACACACACACACACACACACACACACACGCACACAAAUUAUCUUCCAUGGCCAAAGACAACUAACAAACUUACCUCUACCCUAGCCAGACGUCUCUCAAAAGUGUGUCAUUCAUCAUCAUCAUCACCACCACUGACCACCAUCGCCACCAUCUUGUGUUGACAAGGAGUAUUCUACUUUUCCAAGCAUUGUUGUAUCUAUCAUCUCACUUGGUCUUCCACAACUUUGUUAGGCAGGGAUGGGAUCAUUAUCCCACUCACUGAAAAGAUGCCCCAAGUCACAUAUUAGUGGCUGGGGUCAGGACUAGGGCACAGAUCUCCCAGCUAUGAAAAUAUGGAUGGUUUGGGGCAAACCCACCUCCUGCUAAUAGUGGAUGGGUACCAUCACUGAAUAUAUGGAACAGGACAUUGUCCUAAUUAUUACCUAAACUCAUUGAACAGAAGAGACUUGCCUCAUUCACAAUGGGGAUGAGACUGGCUCCCACCUUCUGCUUGAGUCACAGUAUCAGGAGUAGAGCUAACUUGGGGAUGAGAAAGGUAUGGGACUUUAGGAAAAUGACUUCCUGAGGUUCACUGUGUCUAUGAAGGCAUGCCCUUAGGCUCAUUGGUUACAGAAAACAAAGUUUUGAUUAAGUAUAGAAAUGAUGUUGUCACACUGUUAGUCUAAGAAGAAUCCAGUCACAUCCAGAGAUGAGGGUCUAGAGGUGUGAGGUAGGGUGGGGGGAAAUCUCUGAUAGAAAGUUGAGGCUCUGGAUGAUGACCCCAGUGAGAAAGAGUCAAAAAGAGGGUAGGUUAAGGAAAAAGAAAGAACCCAAUUUGAGAGGGAUGGGGACAGCAGCAAAAGAAGUAGGACAGGCCACAAUGGAAGCUUUAAAAGCAGUUUUAAAAGGUUAAGAGAAGAGAGAAAGCUUAGAGAGGACGAGCCUAAGAUGUGCUGAUCAAGGAGGAAGGCAUAGCUCAAGGAAACUGAGGAAAGAAUAUCCUGAGGACCAUAGAUUUAGGGGUAAAAGGAAUCUUACCCUUACUUUUCAUCAGACCCAGCCAUCUCAUUUAACAGAGGAGGAAACAAGACUAGAGAGAUUAAGUGACUUGCCCAAAGUCUCAUAGAGCCAGGAUUUGAACCCAGUUAUAUGACUCCUUCCACAGCACCACACUGGCUGUAGGGCAAGGGAUUCUUAAUUUGUGGUCUUUGAACUUGUUUUUUUCAUAUUUUGAUGAUGAUAGUUCAAGGUAAUUGGUUUCCUUGGUGUUCCUAUGUAUUUUAUUUUAAGCACUUAGACUAUUCUGAGAGGGGGGUCCAUAGGCCCCCUUGGACUGCCAAAGGCAUCCAUGACAUACAAAAAGCUAAGAACUCUUGGGAAUUUCUGCUAGGAAAACACUAAGGUCAAAUUGUUGGGUCUAGUGGCUCCAUAGAAUUUUGACCUGAAGCCACAGAAUGAUUUGAGGCUGAUCCAGAAAGAAAAGGACCUAACUUCGCUAAGAAUAAAAGUUGCUGAGAAGUAGUCUGUGUUUAGGAAGUAGAAGGAUAAACCAACAGGGAUGAACAGUGAGCCCCAAGUGUCAGGCUAAUCCCACAGCCCAUAGAUAAAAGGGGAAUGAAAACUAAGGGAGAACCUAAGAGAGAUCAAUUAAUGCUUUAAAUCUAAUUAAAGCCAAGAGAGAGACAAGCAUGAUGGUGUGAACUUCUAAUUUGCUAAAUCUGUAUAUAUAAUCUGUUCCUUGAGAUUCUCUCUCACUGUAAUAAAGAAAUUUGCACAUUA